Messenger RNA from Paramecium primaurelia, 1212 nucleotides. The record is from the annotation of a GenBank genome assembly. NCBI's taxonomy places the organism in Eukaryota, Ciliophora, Oligohymenophorea, Peniculida, Parameciidae.
AUGAGAAGGUGUUUUCUACAUCCUCAAUAAGAAAUGAAAUUUAUUGUACUAAAUCAUCAAUGUUAACAUUUCACUCGUUUAGUUUGCUCUUAAUGUUUAGAUGAAUUUUAAUUAGAUUAUUAAAGACAUGGAAUUCAAGAAUUAUCUAAGGUAUUUAUAAAACAUAUUAAUUAGAUUGAAUAAUAAUUGUGUAAAAUAUUCUUUCCUUUAAUCAAAGAUGAAAAUGUAAAAUAAAUGAUAUUUGAUUUCUAUCAAACUGAAUUCUUUACUAUUUCAGAUUAAUAUCAAAAAUUGAGAGAAAUCUGUAAGAAUACUAUAGAUCUAAUAUAGAAUUUAGUUAAUAAAUUAGAUGUAUUGAUUUAAUAAGUCAAACUAAAAUAAAUAGUAUUUGUUUAACAAGUAUAAAUAUAUUUAUAUAUAUAGACUUUUCAAUUUCAUAAAAUAAAAGAUCUAUUUACUGAUUUAAAUUAAGUUAAAUCAAAAGAUAUUUAAUCUAUAAUGUAAUAAAAAGUGACUGAUUAUUUCAGAUACAUUAGAAAAUUAACACCAGAAUAAGUUCAUAUAUAGAUUCAAUAAUAAAAAUAAGAAAAUUCAUCAGAUAUAGAAUCUCUUUAAGUAGAUGAUAUGAUUACAUCUUAUUAAGCAAUUAUUACAGCAAUGAGAGAUUUAGAAUUGAGAAAGGUUUCUAAAAUACCAAAACCAGUUCAUCAAUAAGGUUGUGGUACCUUGUUAUAAACAUUAGAAUAAAUUAUUAGCAAAAAGCAAAAUGAAUAACUAAAGGCAGAAUUAGUUUAUAAUCAUAAAGAAGAUUAUGAAAAAGUUUAAUUUUGGACUAAAUUAUCAGGAUAAUCAAAUACUCUUGUCAUUUGUAAAUAAAAGAAUUCUUAAUACUUUGGUGGUUAUACUCCAUCUUAAUGGUAAUAUGGAUUUCCUGGUAAAGAUCCAAAUUUAAUAACUUUUUUAUUUUAAUGUUAUGGAUAAGAAUUGAGAAUACAUACUAUUAAUAGAGAACUUAGAUAAAGAGCAAUAAAUUGUGGAGUAAAAUAAAUGGAAUUUGGAUAAAAGAAUUUGGUUAUAUCAACAGAUUUUUAAAGAGUUGAAAUGAAAAUAUUUCCAGGAUUUUCUGAAUAACCAGACAAAUAUCAUGUUUGUUAAACUAUUUCAGAUGAAUAAGAUAUAUUUAAAGUAUAUUUGUUAAAAAAAAUCUCUUGA